This is a messenger RNA of Sorex fumeus (smoky shrew), 768 nucleotides long. Its product is annotated as BPI fold-containing family A member 1-like. The record is from RefSeq and is a predicted model, not a curated record. Gene Ontology annotation, molecular function: lipid binding. NCBI's taxonomy places the organism in Eukaryota, Metazoa, Chordata, Mammalia, Eulipotyphla, Soricidae. The transcript is spliced from 7 exons. The coding region runs from base 1 to 768 and encodes 255 amino acids. Gene Ontology annotation, biological process: immune response in nasopharyngeal-associated lymphoid tissue; antibacterial humoral response; negative regulation of single-species biofilm formation in or on host organism.
AUGUUCCCAACUGGGGGUUUCAUUUUCGUCUGUGGGCUGCUAGCCCAAGCCACUGCCCUUCCAGGAGCCGUGCCAUUGCCCUUGGAGCAAAAUCUGCCUCUGCCUGUGUCUCCAGCCCUGCCCCUCAAUCCCACAAGUCCUGCUGCAGGUUUGACAAAUGCUCUCACCAAUGGCCUGAUCGCUAAUGAUCUGUUGGGAAUUCUUGAGAAACUUCCCCUGUUGGACAUCCUGAAGUCCGGGGGAGACAAGUCUGGUGGCCUGCUUGGGGGACUUCUUGGGAAAGUGACUUCAGUGCUUCCUAUCUUUAAUGACAUCAUUGACUUGAAGAUCACUAAUCCCCAUCUGCUGGAGCUCGGCCUGGUGCAGAGCCCGGAUGCCCAUCGUCUCUUUGUCAACAUUCCUCUGGGCAUGAUCCUCAACGUGAAAACGCCUCUGGUUGGAAGUCUGUUGAAGCUAAAAGCAAAUCUAAACAUCACUGCAGAGAUCAAAGCUGUGAAAGACAAGCAACAGAAUAUCCACCUUGUCGUUGGUGAUUGCACUCACUCCCCUGGCAGCCUGGAAAUCUCUCUGCUGGAGGGAUUCGGUCCCCUCCCCACACAAGGCCUUCUCGAUGAUGUCACUGGGAUGGUGAGCAAAGUCCUUCCUGAUCUGGUUCAGGGCAAGGUGUGCCCUCUACUCAAUGAGGUUCUCAAAGGCUUGGACUUCACGCUGGCACAUUCCAUCAUUGACUUGCUGAUCCAUGGGGUUGAAUUUGUCAUCAAGGUCUGA